UUGAAACCAUACAAAGCUUUUCUCUGCUUUCAACUUGUUAGGUGCUAUUCUCUCACUAAUUCUUCCAAUCCUUAUUUGUUCAUCUAUAUUGAACAUAACGACCAUGGCAAUCCGUAUGCCUCCUCUAAUCAAGAAGUUUUCUACAUCUGAAGACGUUCAAAAAGGCAAUUUUGCUGUUUAUGUUGGGGAGAGGCAAAAGAAGAGAUUUGUGAUCCCCAUUUCAUUCUUGAGCCAACCUUUAUUUCAAGACUUGCUUACUCAAGCUGAGGAAGAAUUUGGCUUUGAUCAUCCAAUGGGUGGUUUCACAAUUCGCUGUAGUGAGGAUGAGUUCAUUGAUCUUACUUCUCGCUUGAGCAGGUUCUGAGAUUUUUCCUUCCACAGUUUGUAAAGAACUAACCUUUCUAGUUUGUACAUCAGGAUAUUUAGGAAAGACUCUUUA
This is a messenger RNA of Solanum tuberosum (potato), 439 nucleotides long. Its product is annotated as auxin-induced protein 15A-like. The transcript has a single exon. Gene Ontology annotation, biological process: response to auxin. The record is from RefSeq and is a predicted model, not a curated record. NCBI's taxonomy places the organism in Eukaryota, Viridiplantae, Streptophyta, Magnoliopsida, Solanales, Solanaceae. Bases 104 to 364 code for a protein of 86 amino acids.